CCUUCUUUUUUUUCUUUUUUUAUUUGGUAAUAUAUUGAAUUUUUUUAGUAAUUUUUGCAAGUUACCAUUUAUGAGAGAUUGAAUCACUAGAAAAUGUAGGUAACAUAAUAUUUUGUUUUUUGAGAACUAGGUCCAUAGAAGUUAUUAGAUCUUUUCCUUUUCUUCUUGAUUCAAUACAAUACUUAGUUCUUGGUUGUAUGUUCUCCCAUUUCGCCAAUCCUUUUCUUUAAUCUCAUUAUCCCUGCUUAAUUUUCCAGUUAAGGAGUGGUUUUCCCUGUCUGUUUUUGUUUUCUGAACAGACAGACACAGCCUUUCUCAGGAAUCCAACAGCCUGCAAAAUAGCUGCAUUUCUUCACUAUAAAAAACCACUGCAGCUGCCUCUUGAAAUUCACAGACAACACCCUUCAUGACCAUGGACAGAAACAUAGACAUGAUCUCAAACCUGCCAAGCUCUCUACUCAUAAUCAUUGCAGGUUUUCUGUCAUUCAAAGAGGCUGCUAGGACAUCUGUUUUGUCUAAACAAUGGCUUAACAUCUGGCGUGAUGCGAUGCAUAUACAGUUUAACGAGAACUUCUUUGUUAAAUCUGAUGAGCCUGAAGAGAAUCAAAAAGUUCAGAGAGAAGUUUUCAUCAACUUUGCAAGGCAGUUUAUUGCAAACUAUCCACCACAGGAUAUUAAAACACUUGGACUCACAUGUUCAAAGCCAGGGGAUUUUCUUGCUGAUAUGCAAAAUAUUGUCAUGUUCGCGUCGUCACGUAACGUGAGAGAAUUAGGACUAGAUUUCUCUGACCCGACAUGGAGAGAACAUGCACUUGAGAAUCAUCAAGCAGCAUUUGAAUUGCCUUUGCUUGUUUAUGAACAUGGCCAGGCUCUCAAGUCCAUGAAGUUGUUUUCGUGCAGUUUUGAUGUAUCCAACUUCUCUAAUUUCUGUGCGCUAAAGACUCUUUCUCUAGGGUGGAUUAAAAUAAACAUGGGAUCUAUUUUGGCUAUAUUGGAGAGUUGUCCAUUGUUAGAGAGUUUGAGUCUAAAGAAGUGUUGGGACAUAGUGAGCUUUGAGAUAUCUAAGCCAGGUUUGAGGCUAAAAAGCUUGGUCAUUGAGGAGUGUGAUAUUGCCGAUGAUUUCGUAUUAAUUGAGGGACCAAAACUUCAAUUCUUUAAGUUCUCAGGAAACGUGGGUGAAUUUCUUUUGGACGAUCAAAGCGAUUUGGUAAAGGCUGAACUUGAUUUUGAGACGGAGACUGCAUUUGAUGAAAUUGGUUUAUUCCUUUGUGAUCUCUUAGAAGAUCUUUUUGCUGCUCAAGUUUUGACAGUUUGCAGCGUCUUCUUACAGAUUGUUCCCAGUGGAAACGAACCAUUGGGUUUGCAAGCUCAAAUUGAUGUCCGCUAUCUGAUCCUCAAAACAGCACUGCACAUUAAUGAAUUUUGUGGUAUCAGGUUCAUGCUAAGGAGCUGUCCUCAUCUAGAGAUUCUUACCAUAGACAUUGGUCCUGCAAAUAUUUUCCCUGAAUACGGAGCUCCCUAUCCAUUUAACCCUCAAGAAUUUUGGUCUGAGGACUUGCUAGUGGAAGAGUGUGUCACUACUACUCUUAAGGCGGUGAACGUGAAGGGAUUUAAAGGCAUGAUGAAUGAACUAAAUGUGCUGAAAUACUUGCUCCUCUUCGGCCAUGCAAUCGAGGAACUCACUCUUUAUGUCUCCAAUGAAGCUGGCAGUAAUGGUGAAACUAGGGAGUUCUAUAUGGAAAGAGCACUGCAAGUUUUGGAAUUCAACAAGGCAUCGAGGAAUUUAAGUAUAGCAGUCUUAUAAACCAGUCUUUCCAACAUUAUUGCAUUUUGGAAACUACAUGGAAAUAAAUUAGCAACUUUGUGAUGAUUCCCUGAACUUCGUUCUGAAGAUGAAGGGACCUUGCAUUUUCAUCUAUACUUUUCAUGGAAUAUUGCUUUUUAUUGAACAACUAUCU
Messenger RNA from Populus trichocarpa (black cottonwood), 1958 nucleotides. RefSeq names its product putative F-box/LRR-repeat protein At1g56400. The coding region runs from base 407 to 1804 and encodes 465 amino acids. The transcript has 3 exons. Gene Ontology annotation, molecular function: protein binding. NCBI's taxonomy places the organism in Eukaryota, Viridiplantae, Streptophyta, Magnoliopsida, Malpighiales, Salicaceae. The record is from RefSeq and is a predicted model, not a curated record.